Ooceraea biroi (clonal raider ant) is the source of this 3366-nucleotide messenger RNA. RefSeq lists its product as uncharacterized. The record is from RefSeq and is a predicted model, not a curated record. NCBI's taxonomy places the organism in Eukaryota, Metazoa, Arthropoda, Insecta, Hymenoptera, Formicidae.
AUGUAAAAUUUUGAGUAAAUACGCUCGUUUUCACAACAGAAUAUAAACUCGAAUCUUUAAUAACUUUAAUUAUAGGUUCUGAUUCGAAUGUGUAUAUCACAGUCAUGCGAUUUUAACAGAAUUCUCAAAAGUCCUUUAUUAACGGAAAUGGUUUUGUAAAUCCGUCCAUUUCUAAUACGACUUGUCCAAUUAGGAGGGCGCCACACAUAUACUUUAUAUUAGAUAUCCCAUCUACUCUUUAUAUAUUGUGCUUCAAACCAGUCGUUAUAGGCAAGUUUGAAAUACAGAACCGCAACCGAUUUGAUGGAAAGUGUUUACAAUGUUCAACGUUAUCAGUUAGAACGACUUCUUGGUGUAACAUGUAAUGUUAAUAAGAAAAUAUCUGAACCGUGUUUGUGGACUUUAUCGAUUACGAAAAUAUUAUUCCAAGAAUAUUGGUUUUACGUACGACUUCAAAAUGAGCCAAUUUAAACCAAAAGCAGCACAUCAUUCUGGUUACUCUACAGUAUCUGAAUCCAAGAACAAAGUACGAGAGAUAUCGCAACCUGUUAGAAUUGCACAGUUGCUUGGAUUAUCACAAAAUAGUGCAAAAAAAUCAGCCGUUCCAAUAAGCUUACCUGAAAGACUUACACCCUACCUGAGAUCAAGCCGAAAAAAAAACACAAAUGCAUACACAAAAGUGCCUUGUGGAGAAAACAAUGUGCGACGAAACUUAAAUUUUACGGAAAGGCAAACUACAAGAGAAAUUAAAGACUCGAGAAAAACAGACGUGUAUAACAUCGCUGAGAAGCUUCCAACAGAAAAAGAAACAUUACGUGUGUCGAGAAAAAGUUGUCUGCUGCCACCAAACAGUAUAAAAGAUAAGCACGUGAAGAAUAUUUUGAAACAAAAGACGCCUGCAUCUUCUAACGUAAAGACGAAUUCUGGAAGGAAAUAUAUCGGAAAGAUCAACGAAUCAGAAGAAAGCUAUUUACCUUUGGUGCAAAAUUCUAAGGCACAUACUAAUUCCAUGAAAUGUGGAAAGAGUAACAAGAUAUCGGUCAUACAAUACACAUCGUCACAAACGCUUCACGUGAACGAUCAGUCGGGUAUAAAUAUUUUACAUUCACCUAACUCAGAUCUGACAGAUGGAAGCAAUGACACGGUGACAAAAGAAAUGAUGAAACCUGAUCAAAAGCAUGAAGAAAUCGACGUUUCUAACGAAGAAAACUGCCAUACAGUUGCAUGUAAUGUACCAAAUUUGACUUGUGCAUGCAUCAUGAGCACAAAGCUAGAAACUGACUUACAAUAUAACGCAGAUGGAAAUAUUCUUCGUUGUGCGGACGAACAGCCACUCGCUACAUGCACGUUAUCCGAUAGAGAGAAAAUGCAGAACGAGAUACAUCCAACGAACGCUGAAAAAGGAAAAUGCUUACCUAUUAACAUUUGUGAAGAUUUGCAUUUAUCUUUACAAGUUGUUACGGCUAAAGUAAAUGAAUGUGCGUGUGCGAAUUUACAGUGUAAAACUAACAACAGUGAAUACAUAAUUCUCCAUAAAACAGAACUCACUGAAUUGGCAUCCAGGUUGAACAUGCUCAUUUGUGGACUGGAAGAAAAUGUAUCUAGUUUGAAGGUGACAUUGGCUACCAUUACAGACACACUGUCUGCGGCAAAUAUGACAAAUAAUAAAAUAACCCAAGUUAAUGAGGUAAAGAUAAAUGUAGAAAUAGUAAAUAGUGCAGACACCAAAUCGCCACCGUGUCUAAAUGGCACUAUUUAUACUCAAGCCGAUAACAUUUCGAAGGAAGCUUGUAAAACACCAUGCAUUGCUUCAUCAAAGCCUGUGGAAGCGGAUAUAUUUAAAGGGAAUAAUGUCGAAACACGAGGAUCGCAUCAGAGUGAUUCCGAAAACAACAAGGAAAACGAGGAAAUGCUGGAUUCGAGAUCUAAAUCUACUGUGAGAAGGCGUUCUGCACGCUUAAGGGCAAAGCGAUCGUCAAGCAAUCUGGAUAUCACAAAUGAUAGCUUCGUAAAUUUGGAGAAUGAGCUGCGUAUUGCAAACUCCGAUGCAAUUGCAUCAGCUGGAAACUAUACUCCCCUAACGCAUAAAUACAAAGAUAACAUUUCGAAGGGAGCUUGUAACAUACCACGUAUUACCAUAUCAACGCCUUUGAAAGCAGACAUAGUUAAUAAUGUCGAAACACUAGGAUCGCAUCAGAGUGAUUCCGAAAACAACAACAAGGAAAACGAGGAAAUGCUGGAUUCGAUAUCUAAAUCCGAUGAUGAGAAGGCUGUGAGAAGGCGUUCUGCCCGCUUAAUGGCAAAGCGAUCGUCGAGCAAUCUGGAUAUCGCUAAUGAUAACUUGGUAAAUUUGGAGAAUGAGCUGCGUAUUACAAAGUCCGAGGCGGCAAUUGCAUCAGCUGGAAACUACACUCCUGUAUCGGAUAAAUGCAAAGUGGGAAGGCCUUUAAAGGAAUAUAUGGCUUUAAAAUCGCGUAUGAGUUGUUUGCUGACACCUAAUAUUAAUCGAUUUAAUUCUAUUCGGAGGUCGGGAAGCAAUGCAAACCCCGAAUCCGAUGGUGUGAAAGCUUCUUUAUCAAACAAACUUCUCCUAGAACUUAAUAAUUUAUAUGCAGAUUCACCAGAUACAUUAUAAUUUUAUACAUAUAUGUUUAUAACUGUUUUUUAUUAUAGGAUAUUACAAGAUUAUAAGAUAUAGCAAAAACAUUAUUCGAUAUUUACGCAAUUUAAAUUCUAUAAAGAAUAUUGUCUAUAAUAAAUAAAAGGAUUUUAUGAGAGGGACUUAAUCAUAUUUGCGUAUGACUUGAAUUGCAGAACGCCUUCUCAUAAUCGUAUUUAGAUCUUGAAUGUUGGCAUCCAAAUUUAAUUUUCUCAAUAGUGAAUACAUAAGUCUCCACAAAACAGAGCUCACAGAUUUGGCAUCCAACUUAAACAAUUAUGCUCAUUUGUCGACUGGAAAAAUAGAAUUUUUCAAACUUUAAACUAGAUACAUUUUCUUCUAGUCCAUAAAUGAGCAUGUUCAAGUUGGAUGCGAAUUCAGUGAGUUCUGUUUUAUGGAGAAUUAUGUAUUCACUGUAAAUUCGCACACGAUUCAUUUACUUUAGCCGUAACAACUUGUAAAGAUAAAUGCAAAUCUUCACAAAUGUUAAUCCGUGCAGGCAGGGAUGUUUCUGCUGUAUCUUAUAAUGUAAAAGUUAAUGCACUAUUUAUUUUAAUAUAGAUAUAAAUGUUUAAUUAUGCAUACUUGUUUUGUGGAGUGUAGAUUUUAUUUAAAGAUAUUCUCAUAACUUAGAAAUAUAUUUUACUUGUGUAGAAAAUCUCAUUUAGAUAUUGUAUUUAUAUAUUGUAAAAUAAAUUAUAUUGAAC